Molecule: messenger RNA, 1236 nt
Organism: Gongylonema pulchrum
Lineage: Eukaryota; Metazoa; Nematoda; Chromadorea; Rhabditida; Gongylonematidae
Source: the annotation of a GenBank genome assembly
AUGGAAUUUCAGCAGCGGCUUUUAAUUGUUUCAUCGGUUGAAGAGAAACCAUAUGUGAUGAGGAGAUCACGUCCAAAUGGAGACACUGAGUAUGAAGGAUUCUGUGUGGAUUUGCUAGAUCGACUUGCUGAGAGGCUCGAUUUUGAUUACAAAAUUCAAAUUGUUAGUGACGCGAAGUAUGGAGAGCCGAUCAAUGGCACAAAGCACUGGAAUGGGAUUAUCGGUGAAAUACUGCGAGGCGAAGUAGAUAUGGCCGUGGCGCCGAUCACUGUCACUGCUGGUCGGCUUGAGGUUGUUGAUUUCACGGAUCCAUUCCUACAGCUGGGUAUAUCGAUGCUAAUGCGACAACCAGAUCGCCGUGCGUCUUCCUCGUUAACAUCAUUUUUGUGGCCGCUCAGUGGCUCAAUCUGGCUUUAUUCCGCAUUUGCGGCCAUUGGAACAGCACUAUCCGUGAUCGUUGUUUCUAUACUGAGCCCGUCCGAAUCAAUCGCUGAGUUCAACGUGAUAAACAGCUUCUGGUACUUGAUAUGCAUAUUGCUACGAGCUGGGUCUGGAUAUAACUGCCAGUCUGCGUCAAACCGUUUGAUUAGCGCAGUUUGGUGGUUAUUUACACUUGUGCUUAUAGCGCAAUAUACAGCAAACUUCGCUGCUGUACUAACCUCAUUUGAAGAACUUGGAAAUCAAACAGAGUACGCUUUUGGAUCCAUUUUGGGUGGUUCAACAAUGCAGUUUUUCAAGUACUCGCGUUUGGACACAUUUCGACGAAUAUGGGAGCGCAUGGCUAAUACAACUCCAUCUGUGUUUGUGACUACGAACAGCGAAGGCGUCCAACGUGUUCUCAGUGAACGGUACGUUUUCCUGAUGGAAUCGUCUUCGCUGGAAUAUCAGCUGGCGCAAAACUGCAAUCUAUCCCGAGUCGGUACCGUUGUUCUUGGCUCCAAUGGUUACAGCAUAGCAUUACCGAAAGGCUCUAAAUGGAGAGAAAAGCUCACGAGGCAGAUAUUGGACUUCCACGAAAAAGGAAUAAUAAUGCUGCUGAAAAAUAAGUGGUGGAAAAAAGCAUCGCACGUUGAAGACUGCGAGGAGCCCGUGGAAAUGCACAAAGCAUUGGGCAUGGAGAAGGUUUCCGGACUAUUUGUUUUGCUGGGCUGUGGCAUUUGCUCUGCUGUUUUAUUUUCGUUUUCUGAGAAAUUAUUGUUUGCUGUAAAAGUGAUGCGAGUUUACAAGAAGAGAUAA